CAAGAUCUUCCAUUAUCCUUGUCCAGAGAAUGCAUCCUUCUAUACAUGCUUACAUGCCUGCACCAAGACACACCAGUAUAUCUCUACGACAUUUAAGAUCAUACUAAAUAGAUAAGAAUCCUGGCAUAAUACAUAUUUUGAAAUAUUUUUAUAUAUAAUUUCAGUCAUAUCUUCCCCUAACUCUUCUGCUUUAAAUAGAAAUGAGAAACCAAAGUACCCUCUCUGAUUUCCUGCUCCUAGGCUUCUCUGAGAACCUAGAGAAGCGGCCUCUCCUGUUUGGGCUCUUCCUGGGAAUGUACCUGGUCACCCUCUUGGGGAACCUGCUCAUCAUCCUGGCCAUUGGCUCUGACCAGCACCUUCACACCCCUAUGUACUUCUUCCUGGCCAAUCUGUCCUUUAUUGACACCUGUUUCACCUGCACCAUUGUCCCCAAAGUGCUGGUGAACAUCCACACACAACACCACACCAUCUCCCACACUGGGUGCCUCGUGCAGAUGUACUUCUUCAUGGCCUUGACCCUGCUGGAUGAUUUCCUGCUGGCUGUGAUGGCAUAUGAUCGUUACGUAGCCAUCUGCCUUCCUCUGCACUACACCAUGAUCAUACGUCCCCAGUGCUGCCUGCUGCUGGUGUCCACAUCCUGGCUCUUCUCCAACCUCCUGGCCCUCUCACUUAGUCUCAUGAUCUCUCAGUUUUCCUUCUGUGGCUCCCAUUCCAUCCCACAUUUUUUCUGUGACGUCCCUCCAAUCCUCAAACUUGCCUGUUCAGAUACCCAUAGCUUUCAGGUCACAAUGUUAACUGAAGCUGUUCUCUCAGGCAUGAUCCCUCUCACCUGUGUGCUGGUCUCUUAUGCUCACAUCAUGCACACCAUCUUCAGAAUUCCCUCUGCUGGGGGGAAACACAAAGUCAUAUCCACUUGCGGUUCUCAUCUGACCGUUGUUAUUCUUUUCUAUGGGACACUCUUUCUGGUCUAUUUCCGGCCAUCAUCUACCUACUCAGCAGACUCUGGGAUGGUUCUAUCUGUGAUCUAUACCAUGGUAAUUCCUAUGCUAAAUCCUUUCAUCUAUAGCCUGAGGAACAAGGACAUGAAAGGGGCUUUAUGGAGGCUCUCUGGCUUUGGAAAAUGCUACUUUCAGUAAAGGGCACCUCCUCAAGGCUUGAAGAACAGAUACUUUGAAAUACUCUAAACUAGACUCCUCUUCUAGAGUUGUUAGAGAUCUCAGAUACAAUACAGAAUGGAUG
Perognathus longimembris pacificus (Pacific pocket mouse) is the source of this 1239-nucleotide messenger RNA. RefSeq names its product olfactory receptor 1N2-like. Gene Ontology annotation, molecular function: olfactory receptor activity; G protein-coupled receptor activity. The transcript has a single exon. NCBI's taxonomy places the organism in Eukaryota, Metazoa, Chordata, Mammalia, Rodentia, Heteromyidae. Gene Ontology annotation, cellular component: membrane. The record is from RefSeq and is a predicted model, not a curated record. The coding region runs from base 201 to 1136 and encodes 311 amino acids. Gene Ontology annotation, biological process: G protein-coupled receptor signaling pathway.